CUCCGCCGCCUCUUCCCCCGCCUCUCGGUGCCCUGCAAAAGGACAACGAAGAUGCUGCCCGCUCGCCCGGCCUGCGCUAGCUGCUUGCUCGCGGCACUACAUCUCUCAGAAGGCCGGGCCGCGGCGGAGAAACGCUUCUUUCUCCCUCUGCUGGGACCUGCAGGCAGACUGGAGCGCGGGAAGCAAAAGAGAGCGAGAGAUCAGCGGAGGCCACUGACGCUGCAAGAGAAAAUCACCUUCUAAUCUCAGCCUGUUGAGAUAUGGAAUCAAUUUCUAUGAUGGGAAGCCCUAAAUCAUUAAAUGAAACUUUCUUGCCCAAUGGUGUAAAUGGUAUCAAGGACACCAGUAAGAUCACAAUAGGCAUAAUUGGAAGUGGAGAUUUUGCGAAAUCACUGACCAUUAGGCUUAUUAGGUGUGGGUACCGUGUGGUCAUAGGAAGCAGAAAUCCUAAAUUUGCUGCUGAGUUCUUUCCACAUGUGGUCGAUGUCACUCAUCAUGAAGAUGCUGUAGCAAAAGCAAAUUUAAUUUUUGUUGCUAUACAUCGAGAACACUAUGCUGCUUUGUGGGACCUCAAACAUCUGCUUGUUGGUAAAAUCCUUGUAGAUGUCAGCAACAACAUGAGAAUCAACCAGUAUCCAGAAUCUAAUGCAGAAUACUUGGCAUCACUUUUCCCAGAUUCUUUCGUUGUCAAAGGAUUCAAUGUUAUUUCAGCCUGGGCUCUGCAGUUAGGACCAAAAGAUGCUAGCAGACAGGUCUACAUAUGCAGUAACAGUGUUCAAGCUCGCCAUCAAGUUACUGAGCUUGCCCGUCAGCUCAACUUUACUCCCCUUGACCUGGGUGCUUUAUCGUCUGCAAGGGAGAUUGAAAAUUUACCUCUUCGGUUGUUCACACUGUGGAAAGGACCAGUAGUAGUGGCUGUCAGCCUGGCCACCUUUUUCUUCAUCUAUUCAUUCAUCAGAGAUGUAAUACAUCCUUAUGUAAGGAACCAACAGAGUGAUUUCUACAAGAUUCCUAUUGAGAUUGUGAAUAAGACGUUGCCAGUUGUUGCUAUCACUUUAUUGUCUCUAGUGUUUUUAUCAGGGCUCCUGGCAGCUGCUUAUCAACUUUAUUCUGGCACUAAAUACAGACGAUUUCCACCUUGGUUAGAGAACUGGUUGCAGUGUAGAAAACAGCUUGGACUGCUUAGUUUUUUCUUUGCAACUGUACAUGUGGUUUACAGCCUAUGCUUGCCCAUGAGGAGGUCGGAACGGUACUUAUUCCUAAAUAUGGCUUACCAGCAGGUCCAUGCAAAUGUUGAAAAUUCAUGGAAUGAGGAAGAAGUCUGGCGAAUUGAAAUGUAUGUCUCCUUUGGAAUAAUGAGCCUCGGGCUGCUUUCCCUGUUGGCUGUAACUUCUAUUCCUUCAGUAAACAGAUCGUUAAAUUGGAGGGAAUUCAGUUUUAUUCAGUCUACACUUGGAUACGUCGCUCUGCUCAUAAGUACUUUCCAUGUGUUAGUUUACGGGUGGAAAAGAGCCUUUGAGGAACAAUACUACAGAUUUUACACACCACCAAAUUUUGUUCUUGCACUUGUCUUGCCUUGUGCAGUAAUCCUGGGUAAGAUAAUUUUGCUUCUACCAUGUGUAAGCAGGAAAUUGAGGCGGAUAAGAAGAGGAUGGGAAAGAAGACAAUUUAUGGAAGAUGGAAGUGGAACUGGUUCACAUCCCUCACCAGAAAGGGUUACAGUCAUGUGAUUCCUCAUUGACACUAUUGCUUCUGUCAGCAUUGUGCUUUCAAAGUUCUGUAAUUCAUGGAAGCUUUACUGUAGACUGAAACAUUAGGGCAGCACGUGAUAUAUGAUAGUGUAAGCCAGUGGUUCCCAGACUGUUUUCCCCACGGACCACUUGAAAAUUGCUGAUGCUCUUGGUAUUUUUUUCCUGCUUGUUGUAGCAAUUGUAAUGCAAUGUGCUAGAUGCUAUAUGACUUUUAAUUGUAUUUUUAUUGCUUCUUUUAUUUCUUAUAUUGUGUUUUAUAGUAUUACAAUUUGCAUUCCAUAAAAUACAAUAUAAGAAAUAAAAGAAGCAAUAAAAAUCAAUAUGAACAUUUAAUGUAGACAUGCUGCUGACCACCUGAAUGUAGCUCACGGACCACAGUUUGGGAACCCCUGGUAUUAAAACUAUCAGGAAAUGGGCAGUGUCAGGGAAGGCAGACAUAAAAUUUUUAUGUGCUGUAAACAGUUUGAACAUAUACUGUCUGCAUUCUGAAGAUUUUCUGUCUGGAGAGAGAACGUGUGUGCUUGAACCACUUCUACUACACUUAGGCUUAGUAAAUAUGUGUAGAGGAUAAAUGCAAUUGAAUUCAGUGGGGUUUAUUUCUGAGUGAACAUGCUUAGGAUUGCAUGUUUAUAAUUGUUACAGCUGUCUUCCCUUAGGAUGCUUUGUCUGGUCUUUGACUGUAAUAAACUUUUACCUUACCUUAGGAUGCCAGAUUCAAAGCUGGAGAACAGUAGUUUUAAUUUAAAUCUAAUGCUGCCAAAGAUAAGGCAGCCAUGGCUUCUUUUGCCCAUUCCUUUCCUGGCCCAGUCAUCCAUCCCCUCCUCUGCUUGCUGUGUGGCAUGCCUGCCACUCUCAUCAGUUACAGCAAGUUGGGGAUGGGAUGGUAGGGCUGGUGCCAGCACCUGGCAUCUACCCCAGAACCCACCACUAAAGUUUGCCCUGUGCUCCCCUAAAAAUCCUGGUCCUCCACUCUGAGCACCAAGCACCUAGAUCUAGCCACCCUUUUAAUUUCCAAUUGUGCCAAAACUAGAAUUUCUCUGGGACAAACUGGUGGCUAAAUCAUCAUCAUUGUUGUUAUUGUUGUAGUGAAAGCUGGGAGUCCUCCCCGUCUGCUCUCACUGUCCCAGGAAUCAAUUCCCAGCCUUGGGUAAUUGAUCCCAGCAAAUCCUGCUUUGCCAAGGUUGUGCAUACUCACACCAACCAUGCAAGGUAGUAACUGCCACCACCCUUCUAACUGGAUAGCUACUCUGGGGCAAAGGGAAUCCCAGAGACCAGGUAAACACCAGAGCUUCUUGGGACAAGAGUAUUUGUACACUCCUUGCCCCUUCUGAAGCCUCAGGUAAAACAUUACUUGUUACACAGUAGUUGUAGAAUGGCAAGGACUGAAUUUAGGAACUGACCACUCUCUCUGAAAUGAACACACGGUUAAAGUAAUUAAAGUUUAUUAAAAAGAAAAAAAUAAGAAAACCAUAAAGUAUUACAUAUAACAAAGAGGUGCACAAAGUAAGUUUUAGCAGCAAAUUGAAUCCUAUUACCAUACACCCAAACGGGCAAGGUUUGGUAAGAAAAAACAGUAAAAUAAGUUUUUGGCACAAAUCAAAAUAACAAAGUUUUCUGGCCUAAGCUAUACUCACAUACCAUAGGAUCUAUAGAUGGAUAGCCUUCUCCUCUCAGGGAAUUACAAGUCAGGUUGGAAAUGGAGCCACAACAGACCCAUCACCAAAGAGACAAGGUGGUGCUCUGGAGUGGGAACCCUAACCCAAAGUUCUGAGCAUCUUCUUAUGGAAGAAAUAUUCUGCCCAGCCGGAGACAAUUAACCAAUUGACAUUUUCAUCAAAGGGAUGAAAAAACUAUGUUCCCACAGCACCUGGCACCUCCUCUUGGUUUCCCAUAACAAACUCAAGGAGUUUUACGGCCUUGACAGAGCCAGGCCCCUUCUGCUGAUAAGAAGGUGCGAAGCUAACUGUAAGCUGAUACAGCUGUGUUGUAAAAUCACCAAGUCACAGUGAUGGGGGAGAACCAAAUGUUUAACUGCUUGCUAGCAAGUUAACCAAAAAGAUGUCAAGGGGAAAAAAUCCCCACAAGGCUUUGGUGUUCAGCCAUUUUAACUACAGGCCAGGAUAAGGCUGGCAAGCUGGCACAAUUGUUAUUGUUAUUAUUAACAACAACAACAUUUAUAUCCUGUUCUUCCUCCCAAAGGAGCCCAGGGUGUCAGUGGGGAAAAGGCUACAAGGGAAAGUUUAGCUUCCCUCACCCACAUUUACAAGUCCAUGGGACUCUGUGAGCAGCAAACAUUAGCUCCAUUGUUUCCAAAGACACCAUUGGAAGCACUGCCACCAUAGAUAAUAAGGUGAAACUGACAGAGGAAGAGGCCCACCAGAAGACCGUUUUUCUAGGACACCUUUCACCUGGAGCCAGCCCUGACCAUUAAUGACAGGGCUAGAGGAAAUGGGCCACAGAAGCUGCAGCUGCCUUGUUGCCUGCUGUAUCAGGAAGUAUAUGGUUGUUUUCCAGUUUUGAAUAAGGCAGCCAUAGUCUUUACCCUUCUGUUCCAUGUUGAGUUGUGUUUUGAAACUGCAAGAUCAAACCUUAUAGUGAUUUAUAACUGUGCACAGUUAUACUGUCUUAAAAUACCACUGGUUUCUGCUAGAUAGAAGACUACAUAAGGUAGCAUAGAAACUCAUGGGCAAUGAAAUAAAAGUAAGGCACGCUUGUGGACCAAACUAGGCAGUGUGGUGGCAGGCUAGUUUACUAAACUGCUACUGGGUCAAUCGCAUAUAAAGUAGGGGGAGUCUGUAUUUUUUUAUUUUUAAGAAAAGAGACAUGCACAGAUGGGAGAAAAAGCUUUUUCUGCCCAUGGCUUACCUCCCUGCAGUUUAUUCCCCUCUCCUCAGCACUUUUCUCCUGCACUGAGAAGUGGAAGUGAGCUCAGCUGGGAGAAAAACAAUUGGGAGGGAAAUGCUACAGGUGGAGAGUUCAGCUCUCCUUACCCACAUCCAUUAUUUAAGAAAGACUUUCAUUCCAUUGUUUCCAGUAGGAUUUACGCAGCCUUGAUCUUUUCUGGAGUGUAUCCAGUAUGCAUUAAAUACUAUUUUGUACAAUUUAUCACAAGCCCAGCUUUUAAUCCAGCUUUUACAGACAUCAUUAUUGUCUGCAGGAAUGUUACACAAUCUUUCUAGUAUUAAAUCCAGGCCUUCAGAAUGCUGUUUGUGACCCAAAGUUGAGACUAAUAGAUUUUCAGUAGAUUAGUUAACACACCUGCAGUAGGGGCAUUACGAAUAUGGAAUACCUGUUUCCCACACAUAAAGCCACACUAUAUGCUGCUAGAAAUAGACAAAAAGGGAACAUAUCACAAGCCUUCCAUGUACAUAGGUGUCACUGGAUGCCACUGUGCAUGGCUAAUCAGUUGAGAUGUGUGUCUCUGGUUGCAGACCCACUGAAGCAUAUGUGCAUUUGAAUAGAACUCUGCAGCUCUCAACAUUCUUAAUUAAGAUGUGUCUUGCUGCAAAGAAGAAUGCACAUCCGUCAUCACUUACAGUAUUACUGCAAGUGGUUUCUCUUUGUCCACAGUAGUUAUAUGCCAGAGGUAGCCAACAUGGUGCCCUUCUAGAUGUUGUGGAACUUCAACUCCCAUCAUCUCCAUCCAGCAUGGCCAAUGGUCAGGGUGAUAGAAUAUGUCGUCUAGCAACAUCUGGAGGGCACCACAUUGGCUAUCUCUGUCAUAUACAAUGCCUUCUUACAUCCACCUGUCUGGAUUAAGGCUUUUUGAACACUAAACUUAGAAAGAUUCUAAUCUUUUAACAGCUUAGUAUUAUUGAAAAAAUCACUAUUUUUGUGUGGUAUGUAUUGGGGUCCAUUGGCUACUCAUAAUUUUUUCUUGACUUAAUACUUUUUUAAUGUGCAUUACAUUGCACAAAUAAUAUUUUGCUUGCCUGUAGUUGCAAAAACAAAAUCAGCUUUUGCAGUGAAUGUGCUAAAAUGAAAUGUAAAUAUUGUUAGAUUUUUAACACACUGAUAAGAAUUGAUGAUCCCUUACAUCUGAAAUUCCACCCUGAAGCUUAAGUUCCAGGUUGCUAAAAAUGUUACCCAAUGGAGCCCACAUUCAGCCUGACUGGCAGCUCCUGAGCAGGAGGAGGAUCCCAUGAAGCUUUCUGCUGGCUCCUCCUCCACCGGCUCCCCCUCCACUGGCUUCCUGGCACUUGGAUUGCUCUGUAAUUUGUUAAUGUUAGUAUGACCUGCAAGAAUAAAUACCAAUGUGAUCUUACUUCACCAGGUGUUUAAGCUACAGGCUACAAGUUUAUACUAAUACAGUUUAAGGGUUUUGUUGUUUUUAAGAGAGAGUGGGUGUGUGUCUAGGAUUAGGCACCUGCAAAUAAAUACUGGUGGAGAGCCUAUGAAGUAAAGCAUUGCAUAUAUGAUUUACAGUGAUAUGUGCAUACUUGCAUUUGCUUUGUUCUUCAAAUGAUUCAAGUUACUCAUUUUACUGAAAAUACUUCCUGUAUUUUUCAAAAAAGCAUCUAAAGGAGAAAGUUUUCCUAAAACCCACCCCCAAGAUUUGCUGUUCUCAAUAUAUUUAGGGAGAGACAUUUUCAGUGGAGGUGAGCAUUCAAACAUGCAGUCAGAAUGGUACUUGAUCAAUGCAGUUCUAUAAGACACUAUGCUUGAUAAUCAAUUGUAUGCUAAUUAUCCUUUAUAUUUGAUUUUAAAUGGAAAUUUUUAAAACCUCGUAUUUUUAUGAAUACAUAAAGAAUAUUUUACCAAACCAGGAGAGCAAGAUUCUGACAGCUUCCUUGAAUUUGUCAACAAAACCAAACUGGCAACAAGAGAAACUGGACGGUAUGUUUUGGAUAUACAAAAAAUUGUCACAAAUAAUAAAAAAUACAAUUUUAAGGGGAAAUCUUAGCUGUUGUAUCCUCCCAGCAAUUUCAUAUCAGAUUCUUUUCUAAACUUUGACCAGUUUCUAGCAUUCACCAUGUAGAUUUUCUGUGCCAAAUUUCAGAUGGCUGGGUAAAAUGUCUUGAUGUUAUAAUGAUGAGAAUAUUCAGGCCAGACUUUAUAAGGAUAGAACUAUUUUACCCUUGUGCCUAUAUAAUCAUAAUAUGUCUCAUAUACACAUCUUUACUUGUUGAGAGCUUUGUCAGUUUUAUUCAAAUAUAUAAAAUAAACUGAAAAAUUAGAAAUCAUUGGACUACAACUACCAUCAUACCUGACCAUUGACCAUGUUGGCUAGGACUGACAGGAAUUGGAGUCCAGGGACAUCUGGAGGGCCACUAGGUACCCCCAUCCCUGGUAUAAAGAUUAUAGCCUUUGAGUGAAUAAUGUGUUGACACUAAAAGGAUUCACAUGAAAUCAGUCUGGAUUUAUGCUGCAAAGAUCCCUCCAGCAGGAUGGGGAUUGCCAGGGCUUGGUUGCUCCCAGUGUACCUGAGAACUGGAUACACAUAAAUCAGGAAAGGUGCUGUCUAGUUUCUGUCUGAGCUAUAUGCCACAUAUGGACAUGAACUGAGCCAAAAAAUGGGUAGGACCCCUCUUCUCUGUCAUCCCCUUUUCUGUCUUUCCAACACCCCUUUUUCUGUUUUUCCCUCUUCCUCCCUGCCCAGCAAGCAGUGGAGGCUGAUCCAUUAGGGCAAAUGGUGCAGUACCCCACCAAUUUCAGACUGCCCUCAAGCCAUCCCUCACCUACUUGCCUUUUUACAACCAGCACAGGGGUUAGCACUGCCUGUCCUCUUGUUUUUCCUUAGUCUUAGUUUUGCCCUUUGUAGAACUCAGCAGGGAGGAGCAUCAGGACAAAACCAGCAUUAGUUGGCUUUGCCAAUCAUUGGCCCUGGUUCCACCAGUAUUGGCUCUGGCUCCACCUAUGGUUGACCUCCAUGCCUUUUGCCCUACCAGCCCCAAUGCAGGGGUAUGAAAUAACUUGCAGAGGCUUUUAAAGUUAGGCUGAGAGCUGUGUGCAGUCUUAGGGCUGCAGGUUGCCUAUCCUUGCUCAAAAACAACAUUCUUAAGAGUAAGACUAUCUAUGGCCAGAAUCUACCUUCAUGUACUCAGAUUCUCAUUCCCGUAUAUGCAGAGGCUUCCCAGGGGUGGUUCUUAAUCUAUAAGCUAAGAAGGUCUCUCUGUGUGUGUGCACACUUGUGUGUGUGUAUGCCCUUGUGCAUGAAGUAUUUCCUUCAUAUACAAGAUAACAGCACUGCAAGUUUAGAGCUCUGGAUCAGAGCUGGUAUUUAGCAUAUAGGUAUAAAUUUAAAGGCUAUGUUAUAUUAAAUCAAGACAACAAAAAUAUAUUAAGGAAAAUGUCUUGAAUUAUUUUUCAAAAGGUUUUAUAUAAUAGUAUAGAGAGAUUCUUUUAUUUUAAAAAUGAUUCAAAAUAGGUACAGUAUAUUACUAAAAUUGUAUUUUUGGAUAAAAUCAUAAAGAGCACUGUUGAAAUAUUUAUGAUGCGUAUAUGGUUAUGUCACAUGUUGAUUCAUUUGGCUAUUCAUGGAGUAAUUUUCAACCACUUGAAUGCAUGCAGGUUCUUUUCAUGCCAAGCCCUACAAGCAUGCAAGUAGAUGCAGGAUUACAAUCCAGGUUAUUAAAUUCACUGUGGCUCAGAUCCUGCAAUCUAUACUUAUUAUGAAAUAGUGUUGUGCAUAAAGCUACAAUUUGAUGCUUAAAAGGUUUAUUGGCCCAAACCACCUUACGUAGUUCAAAUGAAGCUACUUACUGAAAUGUUCAGAUCAAGCUUUUUGCCAUAUUCAUUCUUUGUUGUCUAAAUGUAUAUGCCAUAGCCAUAUGCAGAUCAUUAAGGCAGUGGCUCAGUAACAGUUUGUCCAAAUAAUCCAUUGUUUAUUGUACUGAAAACAAUUAUUGUGCUUGUGUGCUCCCUUCCUUCCCUCCUUGCUUCUCUCACAUACCAUAAAGGGAAUUUCCAGGGCUUGUUAAACCUUGGAGGUUUUCCAUUAUGAUACACAAAAGAAGAGAAAACACACAUUCACAACACUCUUUUUCAGUACAAUAAACCUUGGCUUAUUGGACCAAGAUCAUUAUUUCUGAACUGGGCCAUAAUAUGAAAGUGUCUCCCAAUGUUUUCAUUGGAACCUGUGCCAAUGUAAGAUUUUUGGAUUGGGUUAUAAGCCAUACAAUAAAUUAUUUAAGAGCUUAAAUAUGGAUUGUUGAUCAAUAUUUUUUGGUCUAUAUUUUUUUUGAAAACAAUAUUAAUCUUACUAAUUUCUUCUGAAAAUAAAUAUAACUUUUAUUUCUUUCAUUACAAUGCACCAUAAUACUGUAGCACUGCUUCAUUUAAUUAAUAUGUGCUAUUGAAAAAAGAAUUUCUAUGCAGUAAAAUCACUUUAAAAUGACAUUAACAACUUUUGUUUUCCAUAAUUGUAAAGUUUGGUGGUGGGUUUUUUUACUGUACUUAAAAAUGUGUCAAAUGAUUUCAUUAUUUCUGUAUUUUUAAUUUCACACCGUUACGUGUUAACUAUAGCCGAUAGUACAGCUUAAUAAUUUUUGCAUUUAGAGUCUACUGAAUUUUAUUGUAAGUUUAUUGUCUACUUGGCUGUAACAAUGUUGAUCCAGAGAUGGGUGCAAAUUUUCAAUUGUUAACAUUCUUGUACAA
This is a messenger RNA of Rhineura floridana, 9347 nucleotides long. It is a transcript of the gene STEAP2, whose product is annotated as STEAP2 metalloreductase. The transcript is spliced from 5 exons. Gene Ontology annotation, molecular function: cupric reductase (NADH) activity; ferric-chelate reductase (NADPH) activity. Gene Ontology annotation, biological process: copper ion import. Bases 261 to 1730 code for a protein of 489 amino acids. The record is from RefSeq and is a predicted model, not a curated record. Gene Ontology annotation, cellular component: plasma membrane; endosome. NCBI's taxonomy places the organism in Eukaryota, Metazoa, Chordata, Lepidosauria, Squamata, Rhineuridae.